AAAACAAAAAAAAAAAAAAAAAAAAUAUCGUUGUCGCAAUUUGUGAAUUUUGUGUCGAUUUUUCAAAAAAAUAGUGUUAAAACAAAGGCAAAUUCUUUCUUUUUCGACUGUUUAACAACGAUAAAUUGACGGUGAUAUUAGAUUUAAUGGAAGAUGGGAUCCACGGCGGGUAAUUCUAGCCACAUAAAGCAUUCAAUACCUAUCGACAUAUUGGACGAUCUUUGCAGUCGGUUUAUAAUAAACAUCCCGCCAGAAGACCGCGACAACCUGGUCCGAAUCUGCUUCCAAAUAGAGCUGGCCCACUGGUUCUACCUCGACUACUACUGUACUGAUGAGAGUACCAAUCUUCAUCCAUGUGGCAUUAGGGAGUUUGCAGCACAUAUUUUUCAACACGUCCCUCAACUCAGAGGCCACGCGAGUAGUCUGGACGAGGUGUUGAAGAACUGGCGCGAGUACAAACAAACUGUUCCUACUUAUGGCGCCAUCCUGCUGGAUACGGACCUCACGCACGUGCUGUUGGUGCAGUCGUACUGGACUAAGGCGUCGUGGGGCUUCCCCAAAGGCAAGGUCAAUGAGGAUGAGGAGCCUUGGGUGUGCGCUGCUAGAGAGGUGCUAGAAGAAACAGGGUUUGAUAUAAGCAAGUUAAUUAACAAGAACGACUACAUUGAAGCAAUGAUCCACGACCAAAUAGUGAGACUGUAUAUUAUAGGCAACAUACCUAGAGACACUAAGUUCCAACCACGCACCAGGAACGAGAUUAAGGCCUGCGAAUGGUUCCCUCUGGCCGAUCUUCCGUCCAAUAAGAAAGAUAUGACGCCUAAAAUGAAGAUGGGGGUUAGUCCUAACGCGUUCUUUAUGGUGCUACCGUUCGUUAAGCGUAUGAGGCGUUGGGUCGCCGAGAGGAACCCCAAGUCCUUCAGACGAACCCGUCACAAGUCCAUGGGAGACAUUGAGGCAUCGACAAGCAAGAGUAAGGGCAAGUCUAUCUCGCAAGGGUUGGUCAAUGAGAUACAAGAUUACCAGAGCCAACACCAACAAAGCCAACCCAAGGACUACCAAGGCCCCAAGCACAAGAAUCAUCAUAGUCAUAAUAGUAAUGGUAGCCAUACUCACAGCAACGGGAACCAUAAUGGAAAUCACAGUCAGACCAAUGGUCACGGUCACAAUGCUACAAAGACCAAUCCUACCAACCGUAAAGAUAGGAAGGGUACGAAACGCCAAUUGUUUACGCCUCAGAAUACUCAUACAAACAACUUUUCUCCUGUUAAGGAUAAUAGUGUGACCAGAGAAGAAAAUACAGAAGUACAAGAUGAUAGUGUGUUUUUCAACUUUAUUGCCCCGGCGUGGGCUAACUUUAAGUUCGAUCGGCGUGCCAUCCUCGACUGUCUGACUUGAGAGUCGACUUAGCUCGUAAGGUUGAUCUCAACAAUCGUAGGCAAAGCUUUGCGAUUCUAAUUCCAACACUUUGGCUUUAAUUCUUACUUAUUAAAGUUACUAUGAAGAUCUA
Messenger RNA from Pectinophora gossypiella (pink bollworm), 1507 nucleotides. RefSeq names its product m7GpppN-mRNA hydrolase (gene DCP2). The transcript is spliced from 4 exons. Gene Ontology annotation, biological process: deadenylation-dependent decapping of nuclear-transcribed mRNA; nuclear-transcribed mRNA catabolic process, nonsense-mediated decay. Gene Ontology annotation, cellular component: cytoplasm; P-body. Gene Ontology annotation, molecular function: manganese ion binding; 5'-(N(7)-methylguanosine 5'-triphospho)-[mRNA] hydrolase activity; RNA binding. The record is from RefSeq and is a predicted model, not a curated record. The coding region runs from base 154 to 1395 and encodes 413 amino acids. NCBI's taxonomy places the organism in Eukaryota, Metazoa, Arthropoda, Insecta, Lepidoptera, Gelechiidae.